Drosophila virilis is the source of this 1198-nucleotide messenger RNA. RefSeq lists its product as uncharacterized. The record is from RefSeq and is a predicted model, not a curated record. Lineage: Eukaryota; Metazoa; Arthropoda; Insecta; Diptera; Drosophilidae.
UCUUUGACAAAAUAAUCAAAAGUGAGCAGCAUGUUUCUGAAAACACAAAAUUAAAAAAAAAAAAAAUAGUAACAUUUGGAUAGAUGCUAAAUCUAAGUUUCGCCGUAGAGAGAUUAACAAUUCUAUUAAUGAUUAUACGGAAAAAGGGGCAUAGCCAAUUUCAGUUAAAAACCUUUGAACGUUUCAAAUUCCAGUUGUGAUUGACAGCAUUUUUCGAUACUGCGUUUAAUAAGUAUGUGCGAACACUCUGCAACCACAAGCCAUAUUAGAUUUAACAUUCAGUUGCUGGCGGACAAGAGUGUCGUCCUAGUGGAAGCACGUGGCUAUGAGUCUGAAAUAUUUGUGCCCGUACUGCAGCAUGGUCGAUUGUGUUUAACGAAUGUUAUAUGCAGCCGGCAGCCCAGGGUUCGGGCUAGUGAAUUAAGUUUCCAUUCUCCCACAUCGUUGCACCGAUGCCAGCGUCAGGCGAACCGCAAGCUGACCACAGCAACGGCGGGCUUAGCGCCAAAGAAGCUGCCCUCAGUCAGCAUUGCGCGAGCCGGUGACGUCUCCAAGCUACGCUUCGAAUUAAAGCUCAUUUCGAACGGAAACGUGGUGCUUGUGGAAUGUAAUGGCUACGAAUCUGAGAUAUUUCUGCCUCAAAUUUCUAGUCAUUGCGUUGCCAUGAAGCGCGUCUCCGCUGGCGAGUUGGCGCAAUGUGUAUCUCGGAAACCGAAAAAGGAGCGGACUUCUACCAAAAAUACAGCCGCCUUUAUGGCCGCUACAUUGGCCACCCAGGCUGUUGGUCUAUCCAAGCUUCUGGUAAAUCCACUUCAUCUUUUUUAUAAAGAAGAAAAAGAACAAAAAGAGCAAAAAGAACAUAAGGGAAGUCAGGAGGGAAAAUCUCAAAAAGCGCACAAAGAACCGAUGGAACAGAAAGAAAAGUUGAGCCCGGUUAAGCAGAAGAAGAGGCAUGUCAAGCACAAUUCCAAAGAAGCUGGUGACGCGUAAUUCAAAUAAAGGUCAAUCACUCGCUCCGCCCUUUUUCUAGACUCAAUUCGAAUCAUAUUGUGCUCAGAUAUAACCAGGCGUUAAACUUCAAUAUUUAAAUAUUGAAAUGUUAAUGUAUAUACUAUAUAACUUUGAUUUUUCUUUCUGUCCAGUAAUGUGAAAUUCCAAAAUAAAGUUUGUAAGGAGAAUAAAUUUGGCGAAAAAGUCA